Molecule: messenger RNA, 444 nt
Organism: Oikopleura dioica
Lineage: Eukaryota; Metazoa; Chordata; Appendicularia; Copelata; Oikopleuridae
Source: the annotation of a GenBank genome assembly
AUGGUUAUCGAUAGUUUGUCCAAGCUAGCGAGAAAGGCUUCUGAAGCCGCUGAUGAUCUUGCUGAUAGAAUCGACGACGAAAUUAGCAACGCAAUGGAUAAGCCAGUAGAGCCGCUGCCCCUUGAGCAGCAGCUUCUCGUUGGAAUUCCAUGUGGAGCUUUACUAGGAGCAGUUGUUGGUCGUCAGUCGAAACAGACAAUGAUACUCGUUGGAGGCACCCUUAUAAUCGCUACCGCCGCUAAUCAGGGCGGAUUUCUCGAUGACGUUGACAAAAAACAGCUCAAACGCGACGCUCGAUCCGCCCGUCGUCAGCUCGACGAUGAACUCCGUCGUCGCGAUCUUCCCACAACAAACCAGAUGAACCAGUUUUUCAAAGUGAAUAAAUCGAUGAGCUUAUCAGGGCUUGGAGCCUUCCUCGUUGGGGCCGCAAUCUUCUUUAAAUAA